UGAGCGAAUCCGUUUCUGUGCGUACUGCUCAUCCCGACUAUUUGGUGGGUUACAUUUGGUUAGCGCCAAUUCACCAAGGCCGUGUUUGGCCGAGGGAAAGGCCGCUUGGAGGCCUCAAAGGCGCGUGGAUCUCAACUUGAACGUCAACAACCGGAAACGUCGUAAAGAAAUGGCAGAUCCCGGUGGUUCAAACCAUCCCGUGUGAUCCAUCUGAACUGAUCCUCUUUGAGGUGUGAGAGUGUAAGUGCAAGACGGGAAAGUGAAAUUGCUAUAUCAGAGGGACAGUAAAAAAGAACGAAGACAGCUUGUUGGUGGAACAAUGAACCCAAGAACAACAAAACUAGAGGGGGAACUUGGAACAUGGUUCUUGGAUUCUGUAUCUCACACGAAAUGUGGGGCUUUCAAAGCUAUCAUGCCAAAAACCUGAGGGUCAAGUGCCAACUAUCAACCAUAUUGAAUGACAGACUUCGAUAAGUUAAGCUAAGAGGAAGAAACGAUAAUUGUCUUCUCGCAAUUUGUUCCAGAAUUGCUUCCAAGUACUGCAUUUGUUACAGAGGGAUCCGCCAAUCAUCCGGGAACAAUAUUGAUAACGAGCUCGACCAGCAACAAUGGCCAAAGGAACACGAUCAAGCAGAAAAACAACAACCGUUGCGUGGAACAACGCUAACAAGAACACAACCAUUGGAUGUUGGUCCAAAAUGGAUGAAAGACAUGUGCUCAAGAGAGCUAACAAUCAACAUUCAAGAUCCCCUGCAAGCCUGUUGGAACUAACGAAACUCUCCAGCGCCAUCUUGUUCCUCAUCUGCUAUUUGCCCAAUCCAGUGGAUGCAUAUCAACCCGGAUUCAUUUCCCCACUUGAAAACACUACGGUGGCUUCGGGCCGAUCGGCUCAUUUCACUUGUGUGGUCAAGCAUUUAGGUGGUCACAAGGUCGCGUGGUUGCGCUCUGAUUCCAAGGCUAUCCUAGCUAUUCACACUCACAUGGUCACGAACAACCCGAGGAUGUCAGUGGAACACAAUGGCCACAAUAGUUGGACCUUACGAUUGAGUAAUGUGCAGAGAAAUGACUCUGGGAUAUACAUGUGUCAAAUAAAUACGGAACCCAUGACGAGUCAGAUUGGCAUGUUGAGCGUCGUCGAAGCUCCAGAUAUUCUCUACAACGAGACCUCCAAUGAUACAAUUGUUCUGGAAGGAGCUGGAUCUCGGUUGCGGUGUGAAGCUCGCGGAUAUCCAGAACCCACGGUCACCUGGCAACGGGAAAAUGGCGCGCUGAUCGCCCUUCGACAUGAAAGUGGAAAAACCGAAAGAGUUGAACGAGUUGAAGGCACCGAUUUGAUUCUGAAUCGUCUGACACGAGCUGACAUGGGAGCCUAUCUCUGCAUUGCAUCCAAUGGAAUUCCGUCACCCGUUUCCAAACGAAUCAUGGUCCAUGUACAUUUUCACCCAUUGGUCAAGGUUCAUGAUCAGAUUGUGGCUACGACGUUGGGAUCAUCAGUGAAACUAUCUUGCACAGUUGAGGCCUCGCCCCAAUCCGUGAAUUUCUGGGUCAAACGAAGCUCUUCUUUAACCGAAAUGGAUCAACCGAUCAAUCCUAGUCGCCGAUUUCAACCUUUGGAAUUCAAAGAAUCAGAUUAUUCCAUCCUGAUGACGCUAGCCAUCAAAGAUGUGAGGUUAUCAGAUCUAGGCAACUACACUUGUAUUGCCCGAAAUUCUAUGGGUUCAGUAAAAGGCACUGUAUCAUUGCAGCAAAUGUAUAUUCCAUCUACAACGCCGUUGCCUACCCAAAUGUAUCUAGACGAAGAUCUCAACCGUACGGAUAAACACUCUAAGAAAAAGAUCGAUAAGAGACGCAAAUCCAAGGCCAAAUACGAAGUCGAACCAAAUGUCCACGGACGUUCAGGAACGGAUCUCUCGCAACCUACUUACAUCUACUCUGUUAACUCUAAUCAGGAGGAAUACAUCGAUUCAUACGAAGAGGGCCAAAGUCAAUGGGGACAGACUAUGCUCAAUUCUGUCUCAAUGAUUAGGCCGUUAUUGAUCUACUCAGCUCUGGGAUGCCUUAUCGUGAAAAUGCUUUGAAGACCAAUGUUUGUUGCCCUGACUUGUUUUUUCUCAUAUCAUACAUACACCAAAAUGACUCACUACUCGGGUAAAUGACUCACUGUUGAAAAAUAAUGGUGAAAUAAUGCAAAGUUGAAUUACGUAUUCCGUGAAAUUUUGAAUCUUUAACGCACACUGAAUAUCAAAGACUUACCAACAUGUCAAAUACAUGUUAUAGCUAUCGUAAUCUUUAUUAUCAUUCCUCUUGUAGACCCAAUCAUUUCUACCAUGUCUAGACAGUUCAAUAAACGAAUUAGAAACUUUAAUUCAAACCAUUUUAUAUAGCAAGAACUAUAAACUUCUAUGAUAACGCAAAAUUUGAAGUAAUGUUCUGAUAAGGAUUCAUGAAUUCUGAUUAAACUGUGUCUUAUCUGUCUCUCUGGUUAGAUUAGUUUGCUCUUCAGGCUCAAAAAGAGCCCCAAGUUUGCACAAGAGAUAAGUGCGUGCUUUUCGAGAACCUCUAAUCGUGAGAGAUAAUGGGCUCCGUUUGUCUUGCAGUAAAGUGCUUGUAUCCUGUGAGCCAUUAAGAAAACCUCCAACUGAAGCAUAUUUUGCCCUUAUUAGGGUAGGUCAUUGUGUGGAAACCCCAAGGGUUGUCGUUAUUAUCGAAGUGAAAAUUUAUUGAGUGUUCAUCAUGGAAAACUAUUACGAUCAGAGUGACUUCAUCGAUGAAAGGAUUGCGAAUUUGCAAGGUUACGCACAGCUUCUACAUGUAAUUAUUAUUCUUGUGGAAUUUGCUGCCUUUGGCAUCUGCACAUGGGUCAGGUUUGAUCUGGAUUUUCAACAAUGGGUUCGCGAGAUCGAUUGGUACACAUAUUGGUAUUGCAUGUACGUGAUCAUGAUUGCUUCAGCCUUUGGUAUACUAAAUUCGGCAUUGGCCAUUUGGGCUAUUCGAGGCGAUAGAAUUGGAAUGAUCUUCAUGAAUUCCAUGAUUACGGUGUUGCUGAUACUCAUGGAACUCGUCGGAGCCGUGAUCAUCCUUGUGUUCGGCGUGGAGGAAAGUACGGUCUUGGUCGAUCAGUUACACGACGUGUUAAUUGAGUUGGUGUACAAAUGGGACGAUGAUCCACGUGCCUCCAGAAUUCUUCGACAGAUCCAAGAAUACGUUGGGUGCUGUGGCGCUGAUGGUUCCGAUGACUUUAUUCAGGCAAUGAAGCCCGUUCCUCCAGAGUGUCGAGAUAUGAUCACUGGCGUGGAAUACGCAUAUGGUUGUCAGCAACAACUGGCAUGGUGGCUGGAGCCAUGGUCGGCCACCCUAGCGGCUCUAUGUAUUUUUUUGAUUAUAGCCCAUACCAUUCAAGUUGUUUUGGAAUCAAAAUUGCGAGGAGCACUCAGGGAAUAUAAUGAAAUGACUGACGGAAAGACAGUAUAUGAGUAAAAUGAAAAUUUUAUGGAACAAUAAUCCAGUGAAAAUGAGUACUGACUGCAAAUGAUAGAUGCGAAUGUUUGUAUGUAUUUUUUGUCUCUUAUUUUACAAUAAAGAUGAGAAAAAACA
Messenger RNA from Tigriopus californicus, 3594 nucleotides. Its product is annotated as protein amalgam-like. NCBI's taxonomy places the organism in Eukaryota, Metazoa, Arthropoda, Copepoda, Harpacticoida, Harpacticidae. Bases 609 to 2078 code for a protein of 489 amino acids. The transcript is spliced from 11 exons. The record is from RefSeq and is a predicted model, not a curated record. Gene Ontology annotation, cellular component: neuron projection.